AUGCCGCCGAACGGGGUCGCCAAUGGCAACCAUGCAAGCCGACGCCCAGAUCUUGGCCUCGUUGCCGACGAAGACGCCGUUUACGAACAAGACAUCAUAAGAGAUCCCGGCAGUACGAAACCCUGGCUAGCCUACAUUCAGUUCAAACUUCAGCAUGGCACACUACAAGAGCAAGCCUUCGUUCUCGAGAGGGCUUGCCAGCAGCUCCCGAGGUCUUACAAGCUGUGGAAAAUGUACCUUCGAUUUCGUACGAAACAUGUCUCGAAACUCAAUGCUGCCGUCUUUGUCGCUGAAUACCGGAAGGUCAAUGCGCUGUUCGAACGAGCCUUGAUUCUUUUGAAUAAAAUGCCACGUAUAUGGGAAAUGUACCUCAAGUUCUUGCUGCUGCAACCCAUUGUCACUCUGACGCGACGGACAUUUGAUCGAGCAUUGCGUGCGCUUCCUAUUACACAGCAUAACAGAAUUUGGGCCAUAUAUCGCCCAUUUGCAAAUUCUGCUGGGGGCGAUACUGCGGUCAAGAUAUGGCGACGCUAUAUGCAGAUUCAUCCUGAAGAUGCGGAGGAUUUUAUUGAACUUUUGACGCAAGUAGGCUUAUAUACCGAAGCUGUCCAAAAGUAUAUCGAUAUUCUCAACAAUCCGCGGUUCAACAGCAAACAGAGCAAAGGUCACUAUGAGUUGUGGAGUGAAGUGGUCGAUUUGCUUGUGGAACAUGCUGCAGAAGUUGAGACUGGUCAUGAAACUGGUAUUGAUGUCGAACGAAUUAUUCGAAGUGGGAUCGACCGCUUUGCUGAUCAAAGGGGAAAGCUCUGGUGCGGCUUGGCUACAUAUUGGGCAAGGAGAGGAAGUUUCGAACGUGCAAGAGAUAUAUUCGAAGAGGGCAUAACAACUGUCAUGACUGUUCGCGACUUCACGCUCAUCUUCGACACAUAUGUGGAGUUUGAAGAGUCGAUCAUCGGCGCACUCAUGGAGAUGGCAUCUGCACGCGCAGAAGAAGGAAUAGCAGACGAAGAUGCCGACUUCGACCUCGACAUAAGGAUGAUGCGCUUCGAACAGCUUAUGGACCGACGGCCCUUCCUUCUAAAUGACGUUUUACUCCGACAAAAUCCAAACAACGUCGCGGAAUGGGAGAAACGAGUGGCUCUAUGGGGUGACAAUAAAGUUGAGGUCGUGCAGACAUACACCAAUGCCAUUGCUGCCAUCCAACCGAAAAAGGCAGUAGGCCCCUUCCACCAGCUGUGGGCAAACUAUGCCAAGUUCUAUGAAAAGGGAGGUGACAUCCGGAAUGCGAGGAUCAUCAUGGAGAAAGCUGUCAAAGUUCCGUUCAAGUCAGUUACCGAGCUUGCUGAUAUGUGGAUUGAAUGGGCUGAAAUGGAGCUUCGUAACGAGAACUUUGACGAGGCUGUUAAGAUCAUGGCCAAGGCUGUACAGGCCCCGAAAAGGUCAACGGUAGAUUACUAUGACGAGACUCUCUCGCCCCAACAGCGGGUGCACAAGAAUUGGAAGCUAUGGAGCUUCUAUGUGGACCUAGUUGAGAGUGUCAGUUCUUUAGAGGAGACGAAAAAGAUCUACGAACGGAUAUUCGAGCUUAGGAUUGCCACACCGCAGACCGUAGUCAACUAUGCUAACCUGAUGGAGGAACAUAAGUACUAUGAAGAGUGCUUUAAAAUAUUUGAGAGAGGGCUGGACCAUUUCAGCUAUCCAGUUGCCUUCGAGCUUUGGAACCUGUAUUUGACCAAGGCCGUCGAUCGAAAGAUUGGGAUCGAGCGACUACGCGACCUCUUCGAACAGGCCGUAGAAGAAGUUCCAGAGAAGUUUGCUAAGGUGCUAUAUCUCAUGUAUGGUAACCUCGAAGAGGAACGCGGACUCGCGCGGCAUGCAAUGCGUAUCUAUGAGAGAGCAACAAGGGCAGUCUCUGAUGAGGACCGUGCGGACAUGUUCAACUUGUAUAUCACGAAAUCCGCCUCCAACUUUGGACUUCCUUCUACCAGGCCGAUCUACGAAAGAGCUAUUGCGGCCUUACCCGAUGAAGAGGCUCGAGACAUGUGUCUAAAAUUCGCUGACAUGGAGAAACGUCUUGGCGAGAUCGAUCGCGCUCGUGCUAUCUACGGCCACGCUUCACAGUUCUGUGAUCCUCGAACCAACCCGGCAUUCUGGACCAAGUGGGAGCAGUUCGAAGUCCAGCAUGGCAACGAGGAUACCUAUAAGGAAAUGUUACGCAUCAAGCGCAGUGUCCAAGCACAAUACAAUACCGAUGUCAAUUUCAUUGCAUCUCAAGCUAUUGCGCGCAGUCAGCAGGCCCGCGUGGCAGAGACGAAUGGGGACACGGAUGUUGGAGAUGCCAUGGAGCAACUUGAGCGUCAAGCACGCGCCCCGGCAGGUUUUGUGGCCUCGAGCACGGGAAUUGCCGGAACACUACCAAAGGAGCAGCCCGCGGUAGCAUCGAAUCCGGACGCUAUUGACAUCGAUGGCAUGGAUGACGACUGA
This is a messenger RNA of Xylaria bambusicola, 2484 nucleotides long. RefSeq names its product TPR-like protein. Gene Ontology annotation, molecular function: protein binding. Gene Ontology annotation, cellular component: U2-type catalytic step 2 spliceosome; Prp19 complex; post-mRNA release spliceosomal complex. Bases 1 to 2484 code for a protein of 827 amino acids. The transcript has 3 exons. Gene Ontology annotation, biological process: mRNA splicing, via spliceosome; generation of catalytic spliceosome for first transesterification step. NCBI's taxonomy places the organism in Eukaryota, Fungi, Ascomycota, Sordariomycetes, Xylariales, Xylariaceae. The record is from RefSeq and is a predicted model, not a curated record.